Erythranthe guttata (spotted monkey flower) is the source of this 1467-nucleotide messenger RNA. Lineage: Eukaryota; Viridiplantae; Streptophyta; Magnoliopsida; Lamiales; Phrymaceae. The record is from RefSeq and is a predicted model, not a curated record.
CUAUUUAAAAGAAGAAAACACUAACGUCACUCAACUUGCCGUCACACAUCCCUAGGAUCUUCCACAUCGUACGGCUCAGGACAUGACCUUCACAUUCAUUCCGUCACCGACACUACAAACUUAAAUUCCCCCGUUUUCCCACUAUCCCAUUAAUAAACACACUGAUAGUCACCCUUCUUUUACAGCUCCAGAAAUUCAUUGUAAAUAAAAAAAGGAUGACAAGGAAAAAAGAAAACAGAAAAAGACAAGCGAAAAGAUGGUGUAAUAAAAUGGCGAUGAAUUGGGUACUGAGGUAAAAAAAUUAAUCCCCAAGAAGAGAGAGAGAGAAGAGAGAGAGAGAGAAGAAAAGGUGUGCUUUGUGGGUAAUCAAUCGUACAUAUUAGUUCAAUGAGUUUGAGCAGAUAUUCUUGCAUCACACAUAUAUUUUCUCCAUUUUUCGUUUCAUUUCUUACUUCCCCCUUGUUAGGGUUUUGACUCUCCGGAACUUCAAAAUUUCUCCCCCAAUUCUCAUCUAGGGAAGGUUCUUCUUCUGCUACCCUCGUAUGAUUUUGCUUGCACAUUCUCCUUGUUCUGAAUAGCUACUGCUGAAUAUAUGCACAAAAACCGACCUUAGAUGUAAUUCCGGUCUUUCAGAAUAUCUGUCGCAUGUUCUAGAAUCUUCCAGUAUAAAAGUCAACAUUCAAACAAGUUGGUUGUUUUUCAUUCUCGAUCCUAGAUGGACGAUAGUGGGCAUCGAGAAAAUGGGAGGCAUAAACCACCGCAGGGUCAGUGGUUGAUGCAGCAACAGCCGUCGAUGAAACAGAUAAUGGGCUUCAUGGCAGAAAGAGACGCCGCAAUCCAAGAAAGAAACCUAGCCAUCUCCGAAAAGAAAACCGCCUUAGCGGAGAGGGAUAUGGCCAUUCUGCAACGAGAUUCCGCCAUAGCCGAACGAAAUAACGCCAUAAUGGAAAGAGAUAACGCUAUCGCCACACUCCAGUAUCGCGAAAACGCCAUCAAUAGCAGCAACAACAACAUGUCCCCGUGUCCACCUGUCGGUGGGAGAAAGAUGAGCGGUAGUGCGUUUAAUAAGCUGAUAAGCCGACUUGCUGCCGAGGGUCAUGAUUUGUCGAACCCUGUUGAUCUUAAGGACCAUUGGGCGAAGCACGGUACAAAUCGCUACAUCACUAUCAAAUAGAAAAAAGAAAAAAAAGAAUACAUCAUUUGAUGCUGUUUGGGUUACUUUGCUGAGGUAAUUAUUGGAAGUUGGUAUGAAUGUAUAAGCUUCAGUUUGGUAAUCAUGCAAAAAAAGUAUGAUGCGUUCUUCCAUUGACAUAUGUGUGACGUGGCACCAUUAGCAGUUUGAAUAAAGGAAUGAGUAAAUGCAAUUUGUGUAGGUAGAUGCCUGAAUUAUUGCAUCUUAUUUGCAUGUAAGUGGAGAUUAAUUAAAUUUUAUUUUAUUGUAUCGAUCUUAAAGCCUUGAAUUGGCAA